UCAGGAUAGGAAGAGGUAAAACUGCAACAAUCCGAUUGGAAGAGCAAAAAGGAAUUAGAUAAACACUUGAAGACAUUUUAAGCAUUGGAGUAAUUGAUGUUGCUUUCAAUAAGUGUGCAAUAACACAUCUGAACGGUUUGAUUAAAAAUACUUUAAAAUGUGGAAGAUUUUCAAAGAUGCUGUGCUGGGAAGGCACUGCACCUUUAAGAGCUUUGAUUAUACGUCUUUUCUUCACGUACGGAACUUGCAGUGUUUUAAAAAAAAAUAAGUUAGCCCAGAGUGAAAAGGGCAACGAUGUUUUGGGUUAAUAUAUUCCUGUGGGUAUGUUUUUAUUUAUGGACAGAAUUACAAUAGUUCCGUGUUUAAAUUGCUAAGGUUUGUAGUGGGAAAGUUGUGCUGAGACUGCGCCCAUUCUUUGCCUGAACGUAGUAUAGCUCAGGAGCUGGAGUCGUCACAUCUCCUGAAAGCAGGAAGAGACGGAGACUGAAACUGGCGAUCCCUUUCUGCCGAGCGAGAGCUGCGAGUCAAACUCUCCGGGUGCCUAUUCGGAGCCCACUUGUAACCAAAUUAGGCUAUUUGUGUCUUUCACACUGACCAGGAAGGGCCGAUGCUUAGAGGUAGAUUUUAUUUUGAGAAUUAAGCGAGUAAGAACAUUCGUCUUGUUGGUGUCAAUGAAUUUCUAAGCAAACUAAGAAGUCACGAUGAGUUCUGCAGUCGACAACAAUCAGAGUCGCCUGCAAGGAGUAACUCCGGCUGAUGGAAUUCCGACUGCUUCAUCUUCCUUAUGGAAUUGGAAUUAUUGGAUCAGCUGUUUCAUCCGGGAGAAAGUUUGCAUUUCCUUCGCGCUCUGGGUUUUAUCGAUGUUAUUUUGGGCAAUCGCUCACAUUAUGCUCUUUUAUUGGCGCUGCAAAUGGAGAACAUGGAGAGAAGCAUCUUUGUCUUGUACCAUCUAUACUUUUUUGGGAGAUAUAUGCAACAUGUUUGGUGCGCUUCUAGCAAAACAGCUGAAUAUUCAGGUUUUUACAGCAGCUUAUAUCGCAGCAGUGGAUAUUCUUCAAUUUAUACUAAUCCUGUUUCCUGUGUGUGGUUCAAGAUCCAGAUCAAAAACAGAUCGGCCAAGACAAAGGAAUAAAAGAAGAAGAAGUGCCAUGUUCAUGGCUUGCUUUCCUUUCGCAAUGGGCACAAGUUACUACUUCUGGACUUCUCCUGUUCCUCAAGUGGAUAUUCGUGGACCAAGAAGGAGACUGCUUACCACACUACUUCAGGAUAACACAGAAAUCAUUGGCUAUGCGCUGGGGGUGAUUGCAGUUUUUAUUGCCUGGACGUCAAAGUUUCCUCUGAUACUAAAGGCAUCUCAGGGGAAGAUUGAUUGUAUUCUUGAGAAAUGGGCCCUAAUGCUUUCAAUUCCAGGGGGCUUACUGUAUGCUGCUGCCGCUCUGGCACAUGAGAAAACUCCUGCGUUUAUCUUGCAAGCUUUACCCUGGCUGCUUAUCUUUCUGGGUGGUGCAGCUAUAGAUCUUUCUAUACUGUUCUUAUCAUGUUUACUAAAACAUAAAGCUAAUCGCCAGCAGUGGGGUUUGGAGGUGGUAAUAGAAUCCGAUACUCUUUCUUUGUUGGAAUCUCCUGAACAAGAUGUGGAAGAAGAGGAGAUUCAAGAAGAAACACAGAGUUCAAACUGGAUGCCACUGAACAUACCUCAGAAUAACAGAUAUUUGCGCAAAAUGGCAGAAAUAGGCCACUAUAUGGAUUUGAGCAUUGAACCAGUACAAGAGAUUGGAUUUGGUGUUAAGAGAUUACCUGGAGAUGGACAGACUUGUACAGAGAGAGGAAAAAGAGUGGAUGUCCAGUUAGUCCAUGAUCCCCCAAUGUACCCUCCAAAACAAGUUAUUCACGCAAAUGUAUCCUCGUGUAGCUCGUCAGAUGUUACUUCCAUAAACUCUGAACUGGAGCAAAAGUACUUGGAAGCCUUAAACUCAGAACAGUGGGACUUUGAAGACGUUCCUCAAGAAUGGAAAAUAACUGGAAAGCAACAAGAACAUAACCUAAACCACUGUCCAGAUCAUAAUCCAAUGAUCAGCAUGAACAUUUUCCCUAACAGUAUUGCUUCAAGUACACCAUCAACUGAUGUUUGGCUUUCUGACACUGAAACAUUGAUGACUGAAGAACGAACCUCUGCAAUUUUGGCUCAAUAUGAGGAAGAGGUCAAUAGGACUGGACGACGAGAAGCAAAGUCUUUAUUAUCUUGAUGUAAUUGUGAAAUUUUUUUUUACAUUUUUAAAUAAAAAGGUAUGUGUCAAAAUAUA
Molecule: messenger RNA, 2303 nt
Organism: Rhincodon typus (whale shark)
Lineage: Eukaryota; Metazoa; Chordata; Chondrichthyes; Orectolobiformes; Rhincodontidae
Gene: tmem44
Product: transmembrane protein 44
Exons: 11
Coding region: 702-2246 (514 amino acids)
Source: RefSeq, a predicted model, not a curated record